This is a messenger RNA of Arvicola amphibius (Eurasian water vole), 1254 nucleotides long. RefSeq names its product shieldin complex subunit 3 (gene Shld3). The record is from RefSeq and is a predicted model, not a curated record. The transcript is spliced from 2 exons. Gene Ontology annotation, biological process: positive regulation of isotype switching; negative regulation of double-strand break repair via homologous recombination; positive regulation of double-strand break repair via nonhomologous end joining. Lineage: Eukaryota; Metazoa; Chordata; Mammalia; Rodentia; Cricetidae. Bases 241 to 1008 code for a protein of 255 amino acids.
CGUGCGUUUGAAGCCGGGUCUUCCGGGACUUGUGCUUUCCAGUUUCCUUCCUACCCAAGGGUGAGCCACUGAUCAGAAGCGCCUGUCAAGAUGGAAGUGAAUCCUCCGAAACAGGAGCACCUGCUGGCGCUAAAAGGUCCUGUUUCUUCUGAUUUGACCAGAAAGACAGUCUUGUAAAUAAUAAAUUACAUUCUAGCUCUGAAGAAUUCAGCUAAGGAAUUUCCUCUUCAUUAAAAGUUAAUGGAUUACUGCAGAAUGACCACUGAAGUGAUACUACAUUAUCGGCCAUAUGAAAAAGAUCCCACACAACUGGCAAAAAUUGCAGAAAAGGCAAUUGAAGACUUUCCAACCCACCCACUAUCAAGAUUUAUUCCUUGGUUUCCACAAGAUGGGUCCAAACUGCCGCUCAAGCCUAAAAGAUUACCACCAGUCAUUUCUAGAGAGGCUGCUGAGAGUGUAAAAGAGUACUUAGCCAUUUCAGAACCUAGUGUUAAAUCUCAGAGCUAUGAUUGCACAGUAGAUCUUCUGGAGUUUCAACCUAGUUUGGAAACGCAGCACCUGCUCCAGUCACGCAUGCUGAAUGAGCAAACUAAUUCUGGAACUCCAGGUAGCAAUUCAGGAAACGAGAAACAGCACCGGAAGAGAUCCUGGAGCGUUUCACUUGCCAGCAAACACUGUCCAGAAAAGAGGUUUCCUUUGUCUAAGAAAUUGCAAGCUAGUUUAAAGACAUUGCAGUUGCACUCCCUUCAUAGAGCAAGAUGGACAUUAGAAUACAGUGUUUGUAACAAGCAGACUCUGGAAGACAUCUGGACAAAACUCAAUCGCCUCAUCCGGCACAAUGAACUUCCCUCGUGUAAUGCCACCAUCCAGAGACAGUUAGGCCAGAUAUGGGUGUUCUGUGAUAUUAUGUACUGUGAAUAUGUAGGAGCUCUUCUCAAAGAAAGAUUAUCUCUUACUGGGAAGAUUAAUUUAUUUGUACAUAAGUAUGGUGUUAUUUUUAGUAUGUAAUGAAUUCUGAUUAUCAGAAAAAUAUUCUGAAUGAAAUGAAUAUGAAAUGACAUUAUAAAAUGAAUUAGUUUUACUGUCAUUGCAUUUUUAGUGACUUUGAAAAUUUGAUGCUCCUUUAUAAUGUGAAUAAAUAGUUGUCUGAUAUGUAGACAGUUUGUGUUCAAUAUAUAAAUGAAUGUCACAUGAUUCCAAGGCCUGUCAGUCAAGUCAGAAACAUUCUAGAUUCUGUUCAUUAGUGUUCUUUUA